Cajanus cajan (pigeon pea) is the source of this 1852-nucleotide messenger RNA. Its product is annotated as auxin transporter-like protein 4. The record is from RefSeq and is a predicted model, not a curated record. NCBI's taxonomy places the organism in Eukaryota, Viridiplantae, Streptophyta, Magnoliopsida, Fabales, Fabaceae.
CUUCUAUAUAGUUCAUUCUCAGUGUAUCUCAACCAAAACCAAAAACUAUAUAGUUCAUUUCCUCUGCCACAAUUUAUGAAUUUAGAGUCAUUACAACCCCAUCACUGGCAGUGUACAAAGCCCAACUGAGAACAAAGAAAAAGAUCCACCAGAAUUUAGACACUGCUUUUGUGGAUAACGGAGACAAUGUCAUCUCAGAAUCAAACAGAGGAAGCAUUAGUCACGAACCUCAACGAGACAGAUCAUGAAGUUGGCAACACAAGGGAAGAAGAGAGGGAGCAAGACCAAUCCAUGUUCAAAUUCAAGAGCCUCCUAUGGCAUGGUGGUUCUGUUUGGGAUGCAUGGUUCAGCUGUGCUUCAAAUCAAGUAGCUCAAGUGCUAUUGACUCUGCCAUACUCCUUUGCCCAACUUGGCAUGGUAUCAGGCAUCUUGCUUCAGAUCUUCUAUGGCCUCAUUGGAAGCUGGACUGCUUAUCUAGUCAGUGUCCUCUACAUAGAAUACCGCACCAGGAAGGAAAAGGAAAAUGUCAGCUUCAAGAACCAUGUCAUUCAGUGGUUCGAAGUUCUUGAUGGGCUACUUGGUCCAUAUUGGAAAGCAGUGGGGCUAGCCUUCAACUGUACUUUCCUCCUCUUUGGAUCUGUGAUUCAGCUUAUAGCAUGUGCAAGUAACAUCUAUUACAUAAACGACAAAUUGUAUAAACGGACAUGGACUUAUAUUUUUGGAGCUUGCUGUGCCACCACUGUGUUCAUACCAUCCUUCCACAACUACCGAAUCUGGUCAUUUUUGGGUCUUGGAAUGACCACUUACACGGCUUGGUACCUUGCUAUUGCAGCCAUCCUUCAUGGCCAGGUAGAAAAUGUGACACACUCGGGUCCAACAAAGCUAGUGUUAUACUUUACUGGAGCCACUAACAUACUAUACACGUUUGGAGGACAUGCUGUGACUGUAGAGAUUAUGCAUGCCAUGUGGCAGCCCCGAAAGUUCAAAUACAUCUACUUGCUAGCCACUUUGUACGUUUUCACACUAACGAUUCCUUCCGCCGUAGCCGUUUACUGGGCUUUUGGUGAUCAGCUUCUUGACCACUCCAACGCCUUCUCUCUCCUCCCCAGCUCUGGCUUCCGUGACGUUGCCGUUAUCCUCAUGCUCAUUCACCAGUUCAUAACGUUUGGGUUUGCGUGUACUCCGUUGUACUUCGUGUGGGAGAAGGUGAUUGGAAUGCACGACACAAAGAGCAUUUGUUUGAGGGCACUUGCACGGUUGCCAGUGGUGAUACCAAUAUGGUUUUUGGCUAUAAUAUUUCCUUUCUUUGGGCCCAUUAAUUCAGCUGUUGGCUCUCUCCUCGUUAGCUUCACUGUCUACAUCAUCCCUGCCCUAGCCCAUAUGCUCACUUAUAGAAAACCCUCUGCCAGACAGAAUGCUGCUGAGAAGCCUCCUUUCUUCAUGCCAAGUUGGACUGCAACGUAUGUCCUCAAUGCAUUUAUUGUGGUAUGGGUUUUGGUGGUUGGAUUUGGGCUUGGAGGAUGGGCCAGCAUGAUCAACUUGUUAAAGCAAAUUGAUACAUUUGGACUUUUUGCCGAAUGCUACCAGUGUCCCAUACCACCACCAGCGGGAGCACCACCACCUCUUGCCCAUUCCUUACCUGAUGGAGGAGGUGAUCUAGUAGGAUCAUGGUCACCUCCAAAUUUAUUGAAGAUUAUUUAAAUUACUAUAAAAAAUUAGUUAUAUGUUAAACAUUUUUUUUUAUGUUAUAUGCAUGUAGAAUUUUCUUCUUCCUCCUCCUCCUCUUCUUUUUUUCAUUUUUGGCCGUCCUGAAAUUAAAGUUCUGUCUCUGUCUCUAUGUGCAUCAUGAUGU